Ricinus communis (castor bean) is the source of this 3624-nucleotide messenger RNA. RefSeq lists its product as uncharacterized. Gene Ontology annotation, cellular component: nucleus. The transcript has 4 exons. Lineage: Eukaryota; Viridiplantae; Streptophyta; Magnoliopsida; Malpighiales; Euphorbiaceae. The record is from RefSeq and is a predicted model, not a curated record. Gene Ontology annotation, molecular function: transcription corepressor activity. The coding region runs from base 344 to 2962 and encodes 872 amino acids.
UGAAGAGAAGCGUGGACAGCUUAGUAAUUUGGAUUAGUUUUAAUAGAACCCACCAUACGAACGCGUGGUCUCUCUCAUAAAUCAAACCGAACAACAAGCGUUAAUCUUUCUCUCUCUCUCUCUCUCUUUGAGAAAAUAGCAAAAGAAUUUUAUUUCUCUUAUUCUUUUUUUUUUCUUUUUGCUCUCUUUCUCUCUCGCUCGCUCGCUCCCUAUAUUCCUCUCUUGGCUUGGUUUGGCUUGCUAAAGUCUUCGAGAAUUCAACCUUCAUAUCCAUGAAAGAAGCUUCAAGGUAAGUAAAAGGUUUUCUCUUCCACGUGGGUUUUAACGUUCAAGUUGUUCUUCUAUGGAGAUUGAUUCUAUUUGUCUGUAUAGCAACAUGGAAGAAACUCAAGAUGAAAGUGUUCAGCAGUCACUUUCUCCUUGUUCAUCUGAAAUGGGAGAUUCUUUUGGAGAUCCAGAGGUGCUUCCUCGUGUUGGAGAUCAAUAUCAGCCAGAAAUUCCUCCUCUAAUUUCAGAUCAGGAUCGUCUACAGCUCAUAAAUUUACCAAGAAACAUAGAUUUGAUGGCUAAUAUUGAUGAAUUUUAUCUACUUGGACUGCCCAUUCCAAUUACAUGGUCAAAUACUGGAGUUGAGAACAUUAGCGGGAUUGUUGAACUUGAGAAUAGCGAAAAGAGUCAAAAUACUUCUAACAAUGAACACCCAGAUCUUAAAGUUGAACCUAGGGAUACUCUAUCAGGUAAUGGCAAGGAUAUAGGAGUUGAUUCAAGCACUAAACUAGAAGUUGGAAGUGAUAAGAUGGAAGUUGAUUUUGUCUUGCCACAGGAAUCUGAAAGUAAAAUGGGUCUGCUCGAAACAGGUUUGUGUCCUCUUCCUGAUUCAUUGGAUGAAUCAUGGACAGACAUUGAGCGGGAUAGUUUUCUUCUUGGUCUAUACAUCUUUGGGAAGAAUCUUGUCACUGUGAAAAAGUUUGUUGAGAGUAAAAAGAUGGAGGAUAUUUUGUCUUUCUACUAUGGAAAGUUUUACAGGUCUGAUGAAUAUCGUAGAUGGUCAGAGUGCCGGAAACAAAGAAGUAGGCGAAGUAUCCAUGGACAGAAGAUAUUUACAGGAUGGAGGCAACAAGAACUAUUGUCACGAUUAUGUUGUCAUGUUUCACAGGAAUGCCAGAGUCAGUUGCUUGAGGUGUCGAGGUCAUUCGCAGAGGGGAGAAUUUCAUUUGAAGAAUAUGUUUUCACUCUGAAAAGAAUAGUUGGCAUCAGUACACUCAUCCAAGUUGUGGCCAUUGGAAAAGGGAAAGAUGACCUCACUGGUACUGCCGUGGAGCCAAUAAAGCCUAAUCAAACAAUUUCUGUUCGUCCUGAAAUACCAGUUGGAAAAGCCUGGUCCUCUCUUACAUCUUCAGGCAUCAUCAAGUUUCUGACAGGGGAUUUUAGAUUAAGUAAAGCCCGAUCUGGUGAUCUCUUCUGGGAAGCUGUUUGGCCCCGACUUUUAGCAAGAGGAUGGCACUCUGAAAAGCCCAAGGACAAUGGCAUUUGUGGUUCUAAGAAUUCUUUGGUAUUUCUCAUUCCUGGUAUCAAAAAGUUCUCAAGGAGAAGACUUGUCAAAGGCAACCACUACUUUGAUUCUGUUACUGAUGUCUUGAGUAAAGUUGCAUCAGAACCUGGACUACUUGAGCUUGAUAUUGAAGCCACCCAAAGCAGCCAACAUAAGGAAGAAGGUGCACUGGAUCCACCUGGAAAUCAGGACCAGGAUGGUCUCUCAAAAAAGCAACACUAUUGUUAUCUCCAGCCACGUAAUUCACAAUAUAAUCAGAAUGUAACAAAAUUUACAGUUGUGGAUACCAGUUUGGCUCACGGAGCAGAACGAACAAAGGUGAGGGAGCUUAGAAGUUUACCUGUUGAAAAUGCUAGUUUAUCUAGUUUCUCCAGUCUUUCUAGUGAAACUGAUGAAGAUACAUCUGAAGAUUCACAAGAAAAUGUAGUAGAAACUAACACCUCAAAUCCACAAGAGAAUGUCAUCAAUAGGAGAGCUUGUGUGGACUCAUUGGCUUGUGUGAAUAGUCCUCCAAAUAUUGACAUACAUAAUACCCCUGGCCCCUCAGUUUUAGCUGAGGAAAGUCAUGAAAAUCAAAGCGUAACUGUAAACAUUGACAAGGAGGUAAGGAAGACUAUGAAGUAUCAAUUCAGCCGGAAGGCGGAGUCUGGUUGCUCCAAAUAUUUGGUUCCCAUAACUAAGCAACAGGGAAACGUUGCUUGUAAUCCUGGAGAUUCAAGCUGCCACACUAAAAGUAUGUCUGCAGACAGGAAGUUAACUCGAGAUGAGUCCCAUUACUACAUGUCGAAUUUGCCUGAUGUGUGUGAGGAAAUGAUUGUUCAGGUGGACCCACAUAGUUUAUCAUCUGCUAGUUCUUUGGGUAAAGAUAGUCCAGCUGAGAGUAAUGAAGGGUUGGUUAAUGAGCAUUUCCUAUUUCAAGAUGCAUCUUCAGGAAAACCUCUCUCCCCUAAGUUGAUUGAUUUGAACAUUCCUUCUGUAUCACCAGAUUUGGCAGUUGAUGGACAUGGUAUGACAGCCAUGGAACAAAACAAUGAGUAUGUAUGUGUAAAUAAUUCAUCCUUUUUAUCUGGACUAGGUCACCAGCCCGAGCCAUAUAAGCUUCCCGAUGCUGAGGUUCAUACAGGGCAACAGCCUAUCAUGAACAGCCGGAGGCAGAGUACAAGGAGUCGUCCAUUGACCACGAAGGCACUGGAAGCUUUAGAAAUGGGAUUUUUGGCCCUAACAAAGAAGAGAAAAUGCGCAGACGUACUAGAAAAGAACUCAAUAUCUAGGCCUUCUCCACGAGUUCGUAGAAAGACUAGUUCCAAAGCAACUUCUAAGGCUGGUGCUACAGAUGAUGCUGCACAGUCCAAAGCUGGGGAGUCAUUGGAUGGUUUCCAUGAUAAGUCUGACAUGGUUGGUCAGUCUUAGGUUUAACACAGUGAGAAAUGUCCUUGACAGUUGCCUGAACCUGACUUUGUCUCUACACCCUGAUUUCUCCAUGUUUUUUCACUGGUCUAAAAAUUUGAAAUGCUUCCCUGAUCAUACUAGAGCAGCAAUGCCUUCUUCAGUCAUGCAUCCAAUGCAAAUGCUAGCAGCAAAUCCAGCUGCUAGAAAUUUGAAAAUCACAUUAGUCAGAUGAAGCUUAGAGAGGAUUUUCUGAAAGUAUGCUGUUGAAGUGUCACUUAAGCUUAACAUUUUGGCACAGUUGGUGUAAAUGGCAGUUCCCUUGCAAGAAAGGUUCUGCUCGAGGUCUCCCAUCGCAUGCCCGAAUCUUGAUGGAGAAAUUAGAAAAUUGCGAUUCAGUUGGUUGAUCCUCAUGAUAUUACAGGUGAAUAUCCAUAUCAUUCCAAUGUAACAAGAGAUAGCAUCUCCUUUUUGAUUCUUAGAAACUUAAAUCUAAUAAUGAUUUUACUUGCAUAUUAGGUAUUGUCAUGGCAUAUAGAAAUACAAGUUUAGUUCUUUGCUCCCAAGACAACCCACAUUGGGGAAAAUGGAAAUAAUGAAUGACAAGUACUUUUCUGAAAUGUCCCUGUAUCUCUUUUAAAUUGCUGCACUUCUAUAAAGAAAAGGCAACGAAGAGGAUGGAUUCA